This is a messenger RNA of Anopheles maculipalpis, 450 nucleotides long. RefSeq lists its product as uncharacterized. Lineage: Eukaryota; Metazoa; Arthropoda; Insecta; Diptera; Culicidae. The transcript has 3 exons. The coding region runs from base 1 to 450 and encodes 149 amino acids. The record is from RefSeq and is a predicted model, not a curated record. Gene Ontology annotation, cellular component: mitochondrial large ribosomal subunit.
AUGUCCAUCAAGGUUGGUGGAGCAUUCCGGCGCUCGGGUGGCAUUGUAUCGGCCAUCGGGAAACAGCUGAAACUGGUCAACCUGAAAGCGGUCCAGCGUAUCACGGUGUCCUUCGAUCCGUUCGAUCCGACCACCAUCGCUACGAGGGAAUUCGUGCAUCACCUAUCCGCACCGAAAAUAACACAAACCAACCCAACCUGCCUGCUAAAGACGGAGGUUGUAUGCGACCGAAGGCCACCAUCCGUUGUCUUUCAGCUUAUCCCAUCAGUACAGGCCGAAGCAAAGCUGAAAAAGAUUGAACUAAGCAGUGCCAACCUAUCCACGCUUGAGCUGUUAAAGCUUUGCAACAAGCACGUGAGCGCCCUGGCACCGAAGGAAAUUGCGACCAGCGUAGUAAAGACCAAAUCGGAGAAAAAGGCCGGUAGCGGUGGUGGUGGCAAGCGUCGGUAA